Molecule: messenger RNA, 1497 nt
Organism: Lepisosteus oculatus (spotted gar)
Lineage: Eukaryota; Metazoa; Chordata; Actinopteri; Semionotiformes; Lepisosteidae
Source: RefSeq, a predicted model, not a curated record
AUGGACAUGCUGCUGGGAAAACUGGCCCUGAGCCCCCCCUGGGCCGGCGGGCCGGGGGCUCGGCUCGGACGCUGCGCCGUCGUGGGGAACGGAGGGAUUCUGCGGAACAGCAGCUGCGGGGCCCACAUCGACCGGGCUGACUUCGUGAUCAGGCUCAAUCUGCCCCCCCUGAACUACAGCAGGGACGUGGGGGUGAAGUCCAGCCUGGUGACAGUCAACCCCUCUCAGAUCAUCAACAGCUACAGGAAUCUGAACUACGCCAGGAGGCCCUUUGUGCAGAGAGUGUCCACGUACAAGAACGCCCACCUGGUCCUGCCGGCGUUCGCCUACUCCAGCUGCACCGACCCCUCCUUCCGAGUGUACUACACCCUGCAGGACAACCGCCCCCACCAGAGGGCGCUGUUCUACCACCCGGACUACCUGCGCCAGCUCGCCAUCUACUGGCGGGAGAAGGGAUUGCGGGAGACGCGGCUCUCCACGGGGCUGAUGAUGGUGAGCGCGGCCCUGGAGCUCUGCGACCGCGUCGAGCUCUACGGCUUCUGGCCCUUCUCCUUCGACCUCUCGGAGCGGCCCCUGUCCAACCAUUACUACGACGACGUGCCGCCGAAAAGGGGCAUGCACGCCAUGCCCGAGGAGUUCCUGAGGCUGCUGCGCAUGCACAGCCAGGGCGUGCUGCGGUUGCGCGUCGGACAGUGUCCGUGACGAGCCCAGCGCCGCUGCAGAGGCUUCCCCAGUUCGUACAACUGGGUGUUUCUCCCACAGUGACACACGACCCAGAGGACACCAGGGGAGACGAUGUGGCAGUGCAUGUGAAACUGAGAUCAGGAGGCACUUCUUUACACAAAGAGUGGUGGGACUCCGGAACGAGCUGAUUCCAGGGCUGCUUUCAGGAGAUGGCUGGAUGACAUCUUGGGAUCCUCUGGCUAGUGAAAAAAACUCAGUAAUGGGACAUUAAGUAAUAGGGUAUUCUGGGUGUUCAGUAAUGGGGUAUUCUGUAAUGGGGUCUUAUGUAAUGGUGGAAAAGGAGUUGGGUGUUAGGUAAUAUGGUGUUGAGUGAUGUGGUGUUAAGUAAUGAGACAUCAAGUAAUGGGGUAUUCUGUAACAGGGUGUUUAGUAAUAGGAUGUUAAGUAAUGGGGUAUUCUGUAACAGGGUGUUUAGUAAUAGGGUAUUAAGUAAUGGGGUAUUAAGUAAUGGGGUAUUUGGUAACCGGAUGUUUAGUAAUGGGGUGUUCAGUAACAGCGGGGAAAAGCAAUGGGGUGUUAAGUAAUGUAGUAUUCAGUAAAGGCACAUUAAGUAAUGGGGUGUUAACAUUCGGCAGCAUUCAGACAUUCGGUAACAGGGUGUUUAGUAGUGAGGUGUUAAGUAACGAGGUGUACAGUGUAAAGUAAUGGGGUUAGGGAAAAUUGGGGUCCGAUGUUGUAAUUGCUUGAAAGAUUCUCUCAUUUCAGAUAAAAGCAGAGUAAAAGGUUUUUCAGUUCAACAACACAAAUCUUCGG